GUACUUGUCAAUUUCCCAUCACAAAAGAACUAUAACCACACAUGGUUUCACACUGGCGCAGACUCAUCGCCGACAACGAGCACCGAAAGAAGCUGCCGCAGACGCUGUCGGGCUUCUUCUACGAGAGCAUGAACCACGAGCGCUGCCCGUACACGGCGCGCCAUUUCACCAACGUCACCGGGAAAGGCAUGCCUCUCGUCAGCCCGACCUUCUCCUUCCUGCCCCAGUGCCACGACGUCGACCUCUUGGAUUGCUGCAAUGGCCUCCUCCUCUGCCGCUGCUACGUGUCUCGUGGCACUUUUCAGUUCCACUAUGCCGUGUGCAAUCCUGCCACCAAGGAAUGGGUGAUGUUGCCGGACGCCAACUGGGCUAUCGAAGAGAACCACACCGCCUGCUUGUGUUUCGAUCCAGCCAUCUCGUCGCAUUUCCAUGUGCUUGAGUAUGUGGAAGAGGAUGAGGAUUCAUACGUCACACUGGUCACAGGGGUGGAGAUCUAUUCGUCUGAAACUGGGUUAUGGACUCUCCAUGAAAAUGGAUGGAAUGAUGAAGUUGUGAUUAGCCUUUCGGUCAAUCGAAGAAGUGUUUUGCUCAAUGGUUUUCUGCACUCUGUCACGCCUGCUGAUGAGAUUGUGGCGGUUGACAUAGAGGGGAAGAAAUGGAGGAAGAUUCCUAUGCCGGAUCCUGAUGGUGAUAUUGGGAUAAUUCAUCAAACUCAGGGUCGCCUGUGUGCUUUUAAUGUUGAUCCAAAUGAUAUCUUCAAACUGUCAAUUUGGUUUCUUCAAGACUAUGAUACAGAUAAUUGGAUCUUAAAGCAUACCGUUGGCUCAAUGAAGCUGUUUGGAGGAAAGAAAUACCAAUUAGAUUAUGACUACCAAGUAAUUGCAGUUCAUCCAGAAUGCAAUUUGAUCUUCUUUGUUUAUGGAUGGCACAAUACUUUGAUGGCAUAUGAAAUGGAUCGCAAGGAAGUCCGUGUCAUACGCAAACUCGGACAUGAGUCCUGCCAGUCAUAUCUACCAUAUGUUCCAAUGUUCUCUGAGUCAUUACCUAAUGGGCGGUAACUGCUAACAUGCAGAGGUGCGGCUCCACUUUUGUUAUUGCAAAACCGUCUUUGUACCCUAAUGAGAAUCGGGCUUAGAGUGGGCAGCCAAUCUCUAAUAUGAAUUAUGAAGUUCUGUUUGUAGUACUUGGAUGAUGGCUCCUUUGUUAUGAAGAAUGUUGUGAAAUCCUAGAUGGUACGUAAGUUGGCCUUUUGGAAGGUAUGUCCGGUUGUUCCGAAGGUUAUGUCUUGUUUUAUUCCGCUGGUGUUUACCGUAGGCUAGUUAAAAUUUAUGUCCUGUGUUAACAUGACAGGCCUUUUGACUGUACCAGCAGAGUCAGUUUAUGGAACCGUGACUAAUGUUUGGAAGUUGGAUCACAUGUACUUUGUUGAUUUUUGCCUUCCUUUUUCCCUUUUCUUCAUUCUGAACUAUACUUGUCUAUGUUACAUCCAUGCAGCUUAAUGUCUCCUAGAUCAUUUCCACUCGUUUUGUUAAGUGAUCCACAAUGAUCAUUAAUUGGAACAUUGCUUCUCUGACCCUUACUAGUUGGAGAAGAAGAGAGUGCAAACAAGAGCACAUACAAUUGUGCACCAACAAGAAACUACACAACAUUUUAGACUUCAAAGGUAACAAAGACUGGUAUACAAUAGUUAUACUAUUACCACACUGGCUUCCUCCG
Molecule: messenger RNA, 1716 nt
Organism: Oryza sativa Japonica Group (Japanese rice)
Lineage: Eukaryota; Viridiplantae; Streptophyta; Magnoliopsida; Poales; Poaceae
Product: F-box protein At5g07610
Source: RefSeq, a predicted model, not a curated record